Molecule: messenger RNA, 4296 nt
Organism: Octodon degus (degu)
Lineage: Eukaryota; Metazoa; Chordata; Mammalia; Rodentia; Octodontidae
Gene: Spink5
Product: serine peptidase inhibitor, Kazal type 5
Exons: 34
Coding region: 47-3322 (1091 amino acids)
Molecular function (GO): protein binding
Source: RefSeq, a predicted model, not a curated record
AGCAAUGCACAGAGCAGCCCUGUAGCCGACUUCCAUCACCUUCACCAUGAGGACAGCCCCUGUGCGCGUGCUUCUGACCUUGGCGCUUUGCCUUGUGCGAGAUGCUUCCAGUGAGGAUGCAAAUCAGGAAACAUGCAGUGAAUUUCAGGCAUUGCUGGAAAAUGGAAAAUUGUUCUGUCCUCAAGAUAACAAUCUUUUCCAAAUCCCUGUUGAAAUAGCAUUCAUCAACAAAUGUGUCACAUGCAAAAAGAUAUUAGAAAAUGCUACAAAAUCCCAGGAAAGGGCUGUACAUUUAGCAAGAGUCACUAGAGACACUGCCCAAGUAAAGCUGAAUUGCAAUGACUUCAGGAAAGGAGAAAAAGAUGGAGGUUUUAGUUGCACUGAUGGUGAAGCUGCUGUUUGUGGCACAGAUGGAAAAACAUACCGCAACAGAUGUGAGCUGUGUGCGGAGAAUGGGAAAACUGGGUCUCAAGUUGGCAUAAGAAGUGAAGGAGAGUGUGGGAGCAGUAAUUCAGUGGAGGAUAUAUGCAGGGCUUAUCGGGCCUAUGUGGAAGAUGGAAGACUUGGAUGCACAAGGGAGAGUGAUCCAGUUCUUGGUCCUGAUGGGAGGACACACGGCAACAAGUGUGCGAUGUGUGCCGAGCUCUUUUUAAAAGAAGCCGAAGAAAAUGCCAAGCGAGAAGGUGAAAAGAGAAUUCGACGAAAUGUUGAAAAGGCUUUUUGCAAGGAAUAUGAAAGACAAGUGAGAAAUGGAAGACUCUUUUGCACACGAGAGAGUGAUCCGAUCCGGGGCCCUGAUGGCAAAAUGCACGGGAACAAAUGCUCCCUGUGCGCUGAGCUCUUCAUGAAACAUUUUUUAGAAGAAAAAAGUAAAGCUGAUCAAAAUUUGAGAAAACCUAAAGAAAAAAUAGUAAAAAGAGAAGCCGAAAUUGAGAAGCUCUGCAGUGAAUAUGAAGAACGUGCAAAGAAAGGAAUACUUUUCUGUACAAGAGAAAAUGACCCUAUUCGUGGUCCCGAUGGGAAAAUGCAUGGCAAUGUGUGCUCCAUGUGCCAUGCCUUCUUCCAAAAGAAAUUUGACAAAAAGGAAAAGGUUGAGGUCCUCGCAAGAAAGAAAAGAACACCUGUGAGAAAGCUUUCAUUUGAAGACUAUUGCCAUGAAUACCGAAAGAGAAUGAAGAAUGGAUUAAUCGCUUGCUCCAGAGAGGGUGAGCCCUUCCAGGGCCCAGAUGGAAACACAUAUGACAACUACUGCAUCAUGUGUCAAACAUACUUUGAAGCAGAACAUGCAAAAAAGGAAAGACAAUCAAGACCUAAAAGACAAUCUGUGAACACAGUUUUUUUUCAGGAGCUGUGUAGUGGAUACCGCAAAUCCAGGAGGAAUGGACAACUGUUCUGCACCAGAGAGAAUGACCCCAUCCGGGGCCCAGAUGGGAAGAUGCAUGGCAACACCUGCUCCAUGUGCGAGGCCUUGUUCAAGGAAGAAGACAAAGCAAAAGCAAAGGCUAAAAGAGAAGCCAUAAAGGAAAACUGCAGUGAGUUUCGAAACUUAAUGAGGAAUGGAACACUCAUAUGCACUAGAGAUAAUGAUCCCGUUCUUGGCCCAGACGGACAAAUGCACAUGAACAAGUGUGCCAUGUGUGCCAGUGUGUUUAAACUUGAAGAAGAGGAGAAGAAAAAUAAUACAGAAAAGAACAUUGAAGCUGAAAAAGUUAAGAGGGAAGCAGUAGAGGAGCUGUGCCGUGAAUACCGACAAUAUGUGAGAAAUGGACACCUUCCCUGCACUAGAGAGAACGAUCCUAUCGAGGGUCUGGAUGGGAAGAUCCACGGCAAUACCUGCUCCAUGUGUGAGGCCUUCUUCCUUCAAGAAGCAAAAGAGAAGGAAGAUAAAUCCAACGGAAAAGUUAAAAGAGAAGCUGAAAAGGAUACGUGCAGUGAAUAUCGGAGUCUUGUGCAUAACGGAAUUCUUUUCUGUACACGAGAAAAUGACCCUGUGCGUGGCCCAGAUGGCAAGACCCAUGGCAACAAGUGUGCCAUGUGCAAGGCAGUCUUCCAGAGAGAAAAUGAAGAAAGGAAGAAGAAAGAAGGGGAAAAUAAGAAACAGGAUUCGAAUGGUGGAGGAGGGAAAGGGCAGGACCCAUGUGCCGAGUUCCGGGACAUGAUGAGAGACGGCAAUCUUGCCUGCACUCGGGAGCAUGACCCUGUGCGUGGUGCAGAUGGGAAAUCAUACAACAAUAAGUGUGGCAUGUGUAAAGAAUUACUACAAAGAGAAGCAAAGGAAAAAGAAAAGAAUUCUACCUUAAGAUAUGAUAAGACUGAGUCAGCAUCAGGAAAGGAUGUAUGUGAUGAGUACAGAAGCCAAAUGAAAAAUGGAAAACUUACCUGCACUAGAGAAAGUGACCCUGUCAGGGGUCCAGAUGGAAAGACACAUGGCAACAAGUGUGCUAUGUGCAAAAACAGACUGGAAAAGGAAGCAGCUGAAAGAAAAAAGAAAGAGGAAGAAGGCAAGCAAAAGACAGGAGAAAAGAGCAAUGACAACAAGCAGGAUCAGUGCUAUGAGUUCCGGAGCAAGCAGAAAGAGGGAAGACUUGUCUGCACCAGAGACAACAGCCCCUUCCGAGGCGUCGAUGGGCAGAUGUAUGUCAACAAGUGCGCGAUGUGUCAAACCAUCUUUGAAAGAGAAGCUAGAGAAAGAAAAAAAGAGGAUGAAGAAAAAUCAAAGUCCCAAUCCUCAAAUGAUACAAAGGACCAGUGCAAAGAGGAAGCAGAAGAUGCAAGGCUUAGACAGGCUGCAGGUUCCUUGGCCUACGUUGGCAUGAGUGCAGAUGAGUGCAGUGACUAUCGGAAGAACGUGAGGAAUGGUGAGCUGACCUGCACGCGCGAGAAUGACCCUGUGCGUGGUGCUGACGGGAGAACCUAUAAAAACAAGUGCUACAAGUGCAGAGCUGUCUUUCAAAAAGAAGCCUUAGAAAGGGUAAAAUCUCAAGCCAAACCACCCCAUAUGAGAGCUUCUGAAGAGAGGCCAGAUUCUUCCAAUUCUUCUCUGGAUUCUGAGAUGUGCAAGCACUAUCGAGUCUUGCCCAGGAUGGGUUUCCUGUGCCCAAAGGAUUUACAGCCUGUCUGUGGUGAUGAUGGCCAAACGUACGGCAACCCCUGCAUGCUGUGUCAUGCAAACCUGAUACAGCAAACUAAUAUACACAUCCGCAGUCAAGGGACGUGUGAGGGGAGCAACUCCCCAGAGGUGGCACCUGGCAGUGCCCACACGGGACCAGUGAAACAAGGACUGAUGAAAACUACAAGGAAAACAAAUACAACCCGAAUCUGAAUCACCUGCACUUACCACCUAUGUAUAAAAAGAAUGCUUCAGAGCUCUUCUUACUUACUGUAGGAACAAUUCAGAGCUGUUGGGAUUGGACCCCCUGGCUUUCAGUUUUUUUCCAUCUCUUUCCUGCUAGACUAUGUGGUCUGAGGGCAUGGAGCAAUACCCACCCAGUCUGUGCUCUGGAAAUCUCCUCGUCAUAGUGUUGUCUGUCCAGCUGCCUGCUAAUAAAUGUAGACUCAGCAGAACACAUUUUUGGGGGGACUUGGGGGGUUUCUUUGUCAAUUCUUAGAUAUUAAUUUUUUUACAGAAGUCAGAAAAAGUCUAUCCUUUUGUUCUAUCAAGUCCAGUGAUAGACAAGAGAGUGUCCGGUCUUUGCAUACAAGUUGCUGUUGUAGAGGGGAAGGAGCAUCUAGAGGAGAUGUGAGACGCUUUGGGCUACAGGCCACCAACAGCUGUGUACAUCACCCUGCCAGCUCCCCAACCUAGCUUAUGUAUUUCCACGAAAAGCAAAACUGUCUCUCAGUUUUGUGUGCCCCAUCCAAUGAAACAAACCAGUAAGGUUUCAAACCCAAUCAUAUUGCACCUUGGCAACCCCUACACUGAAGUCUAUACCUGGGUCUGGAAAGACUAAGGAAAUGCCCACUGAUCUGUGCGAGUCUUCAGAGUAGCCCCUCUCUAACAGAAAUGUAGUGCAAGCCAGAUGUGCAAUUUUAAAUUUUCUAGUAGCUACACAAUGGCUAAAGCAAUUUUAAUAAUUUAUUUUGUGUAGCCUAGUAGAACAAUGAUAUCAAUGUAACCAUGAUAAACUUUAUAGUUCACAAAGUUUUUUACAUUGGUGCAUAUUUUACACUUUCAGUGUUUCUCAAUUUAGGCUGCUCACAUUUCAAAGUCUCAACAGCUGCAUGUGGGUAGAGGUUUCCAUACUAGAAAAUGCUGCUCUAUCAUGAGCUAACAGAUAUGGGAGAUCUCAGGAGGAA